AAAUUGAGUUAUACCCAAGACAGUUCCAUUGAUCAGAACACAUACGUACGUACACACACAAUAAAUAUUUAAAAGAGCAUUAAAUAUGAAAUGCCUUUCCGUGAAAGAAAUUGCCUCCGUUCUCCAGAUUGUGACUGCGAUUCUCUGCUUGCCUGCUAUACUUCUGUUCUCGAUGGUCAUAGCCUUUCCGGAUGAUAUGAAAUUGUUCAUGUAUCAGUGUUCGCUUUCUACAACAAUGGUACUCUGCCUGAUCUUCGGUUUCAGCACGUGGUUUUACAAUUCCAACUAUCCAAAAACACGUUUCCAUGUACGCAUUCUGAUUGUCGUAAUACUAUGGAUUUUAUUUAUUUUGGGGGUUAUAACCGCAGUCUUAUUUGAUCUGCAAUUCUGUCAAGAACUGAUAUACGGCGCAUUCGAUGCAGAUAUUUUCGAUACUAGUGAUUAUAUUAUAUUAUAUAUCGGCAUGGGUUUAGGCGCCCUAGCCCAUCUCGUACUAUUGACUGUUAGUAUUAUAUUGACUAUAGGUGUCUUUCGAAAAAGACGUAGCUCAAACAAACUGUGAAUCUACUUUGUUGUUAUGGCUACGGCAUAAAUUACAUAUUCCCGAAAAGUUUUGAAAUUUUCUUAAACGCAGUCAACAGAGAACGUUAAUUUUUAGAAAACUCAUCUAGUCACCCCACGAAGACUAAUCACCACAGACCAAGACGAAUCUAUUAAAGCUGGUAUCGGUAAAUCAGCUGAUUUGUUUUUUGUUUUUCGCCGAGUCUAUGUGGCUGUCAGCUCAGAAUGAAAGAAGGCAAAUUCAUUCCUUGUUUUCUACUUUUCGUUGACAAUCAAACGUACAAAAUAUUGUUGUUGGCCUAGUGCCACCACCUUAGAUGAAUGCGCCUUGCCACAGACAUAUUUUUCACGAAAAGUUAAUAGCAAGAGACUGAAUUAUGUAAAUUUAGCAGCAGUCAAGUAGAAUUCAUUUGUGAUUAGAAAGAAUCUUGACGCUGUAGGCUAGCCUUUUAAUAUAACCAUGCACUUUUUCUACAUAUUUACGUUUCAUUUCAUUUAAAAAUCUCUCUUUUUGAAUUAUUUCACAUUUCGUUACUCAUUCAAUUAUAUAAUAUAUAAAAAUAUCAUUAAAAAACAAAUUCAAUA
Messenger RNA from Anastrepha obliqua, 1146 nucleotides. RefSeq lists its product as uncharacterized. Bases 86 to 562 code for a protein of 158 amino acids. The record is from RefSeq and is a predicted model, not a curated record. The transcript is spliced from 3 exons. NCBI's taxonomy places the organism in Eukaryota, Metazoa, Arthropoda, Insecta, Diptera, Tephritidae.